Drosophila elegans is the source of this 5120-nucleotide messenger RNA. RefSeq names its product protein timeless (gene tim). The record is from RefSeq and is a predicted model, not a curated record. Gene Ontology annotation, cellular component: replication fork protection complex. Gene Ontology annotation, molecular function: DNA binding. NCBI's taxonomy places the organism in Eukaryota, Metazoa, Arthropoda, Insecta, Diptera, Drosophilidae. Gene Ontology annotation, biological process: DNA replication checkpoint signaling; DNA repair; replication fork arrest.
GCGCGGCGAAAGCUCUCGGCUCGCCUCUCUCACUCACACAAGCGCCGGCAGCGGCACGUUGCCCCUGUGUGGGUGGGACUCGCCAUAUUAAACAAUUCUUAUUUGGAAAGUGGAUAUAAAACGAAUUAACUAGAACGUGAUCUAGACCACAAAGAAACCCAACAAGUGCUCAAUACAGCUCUUAAAACAUUUAUAAACAAUCAAACUAAACAUCACAGUGAAACAACACAUUAACAACUAACACAACAGAGUAAAUUAUUAUAAAUCGUUCCUGUGCGCAACUUCAAAGGAGUAUUUCAAUGUUUGGAACCAACAAUGAGCAAAGGCAGGCAGCUCAAGAAUCACAAUCACAUCUGGAAUAAUCAAAACUAUAGAGUGAAGUUGGUUAUGGACUGGUUACUUGCAACUCCGCAGUUGUACAGCGCAUUCUCCUCCUUGGGUUGCCUGGAGGGUGAUACCUAUGUGGUCAAUCCAAAUGCAUUGGCCAUUCUAGAGGAGAUCAACUACAAGCUGACAUAUGAAGACCAAACGCUGCGCACCUUUCGCCGGGCCAUUGGAUUUGGACAGAAUGUGCGCUCCGAUCUGAUACCGCUGCUGGAAAAUGCGAAGGACGAUGCGGUGCUGGAGUCGGUCAUCAGGAUCCUGGUGAAUCUGACGGUGCCGGUGGAGUGCCUGUUCUCCGUGGACGUGAUGUACCGCACGGAUGUGGGUCGCCACACGAUUUUCGAGCUGAACAAGCUGCUGUACACCAGCAAGGAGGCUUUCACCGAGGCGAAGAGUACCAAGAGUGUGGUGGAGUACAUGAAGCAUAUCCUGGAAUCGGAUCCCAAACUGUCGCCGCACAAAUGCGAUCAGAUCAACAAUUGCCUGCUGUUGCUGAGGAAUAUCCUGCACAUUCCGGAAACCCAUGCCCAUUGUGUGAUGCCCAUGAUGCAGUCGAUGCCCCAUGGCAUCUCCAUGCAGAACACGAUCCUUUGGAACCUGUUCAUCCAGAGCAUUGACAAAUUACUCCUCUAUCUGAUGACCUGUCCGCAGCGAGCCUUCUGGGGUGUGACCAUGGUCCAGCUGAUUGCCCUGAUCUACAAGGAUCAGCAUGUCAGCACGCUGCAGAAGCUGCUCAACAUCUGGUUCGAAGCCUCGCUGUCGGAGAGUUCUGAGGAUAACGAGAGUAAUACCUCGCCGCCCAAGCAGGGCAGUGGCGACUCCAGUCCCAUGCUGACCUCUGACCCCACCUCCGAUUCCUCCGACAAUGGCAGCAAUGGGCGUGGCACGGCGGCCACCCUCCAGGAGGUGAGUCGCAAGGGCCAGGAGUAUCAGAAUGCCAUGGCCAGGGUGCCGGCCGAUAAGCCAGAUGGCUCCGAGGAGGCCAGCGACAUGACCGGCAACGACAGCGAGCUGCCCGGAUCGCCGGAACAAUCGCAGCCCGCCGGAGAGUCCAUGGACGAUGGCGACUACGAGGAUCAGCAGCGGAUCGAGCGCCAUGAGGAGGAUGGAGAAGAUGAGGACGAAAGGGAGGAAGAGGAGUAUCUGCGAAUGGCCGCAGCCUCUGAACCCUUGAACCUGACACAACAACCAGCUGACAAGGUCAACAACACUACCAACCCAAGCGCCACAGCGAAUGGAUGCCUGGGCAACGAGCCCUUCAAGCCGCCACCACCACUACCAGUAAGAGCCUGCACCUCGGCCCAAGCUCAAAUGCACCAGUUCCACGAGUCCUCCUACACGUCCCACGUGUCGGCGGUGAAACUGGGCCAGAAGUCACCCCAUUCCGGCCAACUUCAGUUGACCAAGGGCAAGUGCUGUCCGCAGAAGCGCGAGUGCCCCUCCUCGCAAUCGGAGCUAUCGGAUUGCGGCUAUGGCACCCAGGUGGAGAACCAGGAGUCCAUAUCCACCUCCAGCAACGACGACGACGGGCCGCAGGGCAAGCCCCAGCACCAGAAGCCGCCGUGUAACACGAAACCGAGGAACAAGCCACGCACCAUUAUGUCACCCAUGGACAAGAAGGAGCUGAGACGCAAAAAGCUGGUCAAGCGCAGCAAGAGCAGUCUCAUCAACAUGAAAGGUCUGGUGCAGCACACACCCACCGAUGAUGACAUAUCCAAUCUGCUGAAGGAAUUCACUGUGGACUUCCUCCUCAAGGGCUACAAUUAUCUAGUGGAGGAGCUACACACGCAACUGCUUUCCAAUGCGAAGGUGCCCAUUGAUACGUCGCACUUUUUCUGGCUGGUCACGUACUUCCUGAAGUUUGCCGCCCAACUGGAACUGGACAUGGAGCACAUCGACACCAUACUCACCUACGAUGUAUUGAGCUACUUGACCUAUGAGGGUGUGACCCUUUGUGAGCAGUUGGAACUGAAUGCCAGACAAGAGGGAAGUGAUCUGAAGCCCUAUUUGAGAAGGAUGCACUUGGUGGUGACGGCCAUAAGAGAAUUCCUACAGGCCAUCGACACAUACAAUAAAGUCAACCAUCUAAAUGAAGACGAUCGAGCUCAUUUGAGGCAACUGCAGUUGCAAAUUAGCGAAAUGUCCGAUCUGCGAUGUCUUUUUGUGCUGCUGCUAAGACGAUUUAAUCCCAGCAUUCAUUCCAAACAGUAUCUUCAGGAUCUGGUGGUCACAAAUCACAUACUCCUGCUUAUCCUAGACAGUUCGGCGAAACUAGGUGGAAGUCAAUCUAUACGCCUUUCAGAGCACAUAACACAGUUUGCCACCCUGGAGGUAAUGCACUACUAUGGCAUCCUUUUGGAGGACUUUAACAACAAUGGAGAGUUUGUGAAUGACUGCAUCUUUACUAUGAUGCAUCAUAUAGGUGGUGAUCUGGGCCAGAUUGGUGUGCUAUUUCAACCAAUUAUUUUGAAGACCUAUUCAAGAAUUUGGGAGGCCGACUAUGAACUAUGUGAUGACUGGUCCGAUCUGAUCGAAUACGUGAUUCAUAAGUUCAUGAACACUCCGCCAAAAUCGCCUCUAACCAUUCCCACAACUUCUUUGACUGAAAUGACCAAAGAACACAAUCAGGAACAUACCGUUUGCUCGUGGUCUCAGGAAGAAAUGGACACGCUGUAUUGGUAUUAUGUGCAGAGCAAGAAAAACAACGAUAUUGUGGGUAAAAUAGUGAAGCUAUUCAGCAACAAUGGCAACAAAUUGAAGACUCGGAUUUCCAUAAUCCAACAACUUCUGCAACAGGAUAUUAUUACCUUGUUGGAGUACGAUGACUUGAUGAAGUUCGAGGAUGCUGAGUAUCAGAGAACUUUGCUGACGACACCCACUUCCGGAACAACUGAGUCCGGAAUAGAGAUUAAAGAGUGUGCUUACGGCAAGCCCUCGGAUGAUGUGCAGAUCCUGCUUGACCUGAUCAUCAAGGAACACAAGUCGCAGCAUUUGUUGUGGCUGCAGAAGAUCCUGAUCGAGUGCUGUUUCGUCAAGUUGACCCUGAGGAAUGGCCUAAAAGUGCCGGACGGAGAUCACAUCAUGGAGCCGGUGGCCUAUCACUGCAUCUGCAAGCAGAAAUCCAUACCGGUGGUGCAGUGGAACAACGAGCAGUCCACCACGAUGUUGUACCAGCCAUUUGUGUUGCUGCUUCAUAAACUGGGCAUCCAAUUGCCAGCGGAUGCGGGCUCGAUCUUUGCCAGAAUCCCAGACUACUGGACGCCGGAGACGAUGUACGGACUGGCCAAGAAGCUGGGACCCGUGGACAAACUCAACCUCAAGUUCGAUGCCAGUGUGCUGGAGGAUGCCACCGCGUCGAGUCCUUCCCGAUAUCAUCACACGGGGCCAAGGAACUCGCUCAGUUCGGUUAGCAGCCUGGAUGUGGACCUGGGUGAGCCGGAGGAGCUGGCCCUCAUCCCCGAAGUGGACCCGGACGUGGAGAAGGCCCACGCCAUGGAAUCGACGCCUCCGCCCAGCGAAAUCUUCGCCGUGCCCAAGACCAAGCACUGCAAUUCGAUUAUCAGAUAUACGCCCGAUCCCACGCCUCCAGUUCCCAACUGGCUGCAGUUGGUCAUGCGCAGCAAAUGCAAUCAGCGCCCAGGUCCGUCUGGUGAUCCCAGCGAUUGCAUGGGAUCCUCGUCGACGACCAUGGACGAUGAGGGAUUGGGGAAGUCCAUCAGUGCGGCCACCUCGCAGGCGGCGAGCACCUCGAUGAGCUCGGUGAAUCCGACGACCACGUUGAAGAUCAGCAUGCUGAACACGUUUAUGGGUAGUCACAAUGAGAACAGUAGCAGUUCGGGAUGCGGGGGCACCGUGUCCUCGCUUUCCAUGGUGGCCCUGAUGAGCACGGGAACAGCGGGUGGCGCAGGAGGUGGAGGUGGAGGUGGUGGAGGUGGUGGAGGAGGAGGAGGAGGUGGCUCGUCCGGACUGGACAUGGAUGUGGAUGCCUCCAUGAAGUCCUCGUUCGAGCGACUGGAGGUCAACGGAUCGCACUUCUCGAGGGCCAACAACUUGGACCAGGAAUACAGUGCCAUGGUGGCAUCUGUGUACGAGAAGGAAAAGGAAUUAAACAGCGACAAUGUCUCAUUGGCCUCGGAUCUGACCAGAAUGUAUGUGAGUGAUGAGGACGAUCGACUCGAGCGAACCGAAUUCCGGGUGCCCUACUAUCAUUGAUCUGGUAUCCCGAAUACUAAAACAACCAACAGCUGGAUUGAAUUGUUCCUAAAUCAAGUGAAACGUAACUUUUAAUAUACUGACCCAGCACAAGGAUUGUACAUUUAAUGACCUCUAAAUGCAAAAGUAUACCUGAUUAAUUAGCUAACGCAUAAAGUGCAUUACUAUCUAUGGUUAAAGAUGAAGUCUAAGCAGAAAUUAAUGAGAAGUGCAUUAUAAAGUUUGGUUAAUAGCUGUGAGGCUCUGUAGAUUCUAUUCCUGUCAUUAGAUAUCCUUAAGUUAACCUUAGUUUUCAAUUGUAUUCUCUGUACACACUUACCACUUACCACAUACACAUACACAUAUGUAAAUGGGCAGUUCCUGGUUGAAAUAGUGCAAAUAUAUACACAGAUAAAUCUAUUUACACGAUUUAAGAAUGAAGAUUGAAGAGCGUCCGUAUCCAAAAAUCCAUCUGUAUGUAUAUCCUUAGUCAUAAGUUAUGCUUAGCAGUAAUAAAGCUUUCUCUGUAGCCAAAAAGCCACAAA